Molecule: messenger RNA, 589 nt
Organism: Tilletiopsis washingtonensis
Lineage: Eukaryota; Fungi; Basidiomycota; Exobasidiomycetes; Entylomatales
Product: 60S ribosomal protein L38-like protein
Exons: 4
Coding region: 34-285 (83 amino acids)
Biological process (GO): protein-RNA complex assembly; translation
Cellular component (GO): ribosome; cytosolic large ribosomal subunit
Molecular function (GO): structural constituent of ribosome
Source: RefSeq, a predicted model, not a curated record
CUCUCGUCAUCCCCCUCCCGCCCCGCUUUCGUCAUGCCCAAGCAGAUCACCGACAUCAAGGCCUUCCUCGAGGUGGCUCGCCGCAAGGAUGCCAAGUCGGCCCGCGUGAAGAAGACGCUCAAGGCCGGCUCGCUGCAGACCAAGUUCAAGGUGCGCUGCUCGCGCUACCUCUACACGCUCGUCGUCGACGAUGCCGACAAGGCCGACAAGCUGCGGCAGAGCCUGCCGCCGGGACUGAACGUGCAGGACGUCGGUCUCAAGGGCAAGAGCGCCGCUCGCAAGUAGAUCUUGAGCUGGGGGGGCGGCGGCGGCAAUGAGCAUCUCUUCUCAUGAUUCGCUCUGCUCUGCUCUGCUCUCUCUCUCUUCCUCUCUCCUCUCUUGAUCCCUCCUGCUUCCGCAUCCUACGUCUCGUUCACGUCACUCGUCGGCCACAUCGACAAAACUCACUUUACACUCGCCCACAUCACUUCCUCACCUUUUCGGGCGCCCCAUGCGCCUACUACUCUCUCUGCCCGCUCCUCGCGCUCGGACGAGGAGGAGCGUUGUAUGAUCAUCCUCCGAGACUAAAAAGCCAUCAUCUUGCAUCUCA